GGCAUAUCAAACAACCCGCGUUUUUUAUCGUUGCAUUAGAGAAUUACUGCAUCUCCACAGCAGAGCUCAACCGGCAUGCUUGGCCUCUGAUUCGCUGACUCCCAUCAACAAAAUGUCAUUGCAUGAUCGCCCCACAGUUAGCUAGCUUGGUUGCACUCUCCAAGUGCCAUGUUGCAUUCUUUACCGUGCUCCACCAGCUUUGUUAUUAGGCUGGACGAUGUUUAAAGCCUCAGUUGCAGCAAAGGAUUGACUUCAUCUAUCUGCGCUCGAGCUACCGCAUACUUCAACAAUCGCUAUGUUUUUGUAUUGUCGCACCGUCAACUUCCUAGUUGUCGUGCUCGCAGUCUUGCUCUGGGUCACUUAUGCUGGAGUUCAUGCCACGGAACUUGACGAGCAGAAGCAGCCAGUUGACAAGCAGAAGCAGCCAGCUGUCGAGCAGACGCAGCCAGCUGUCGAGCAGACGCAGCCAGCUGUGACAGAUACUUGCCAAGUUCUUGGUCUGCACUUCAAAACUGUUGCAAUGGCUGAAGAAGACAUGACUUGCUUCGAUGCGUGUCUCGUAAGAAAGAAUCAAGCUCGUGCUGAGUUUCUUUUUUAUCAGGAAUUCGCAAAAGCCGGACUUGGCGAGAAAUGCACCCCGCAGUUAGACGACAUGUGCACUUUCUUCGAGGCCAAAGAUCUCGGUCCAUCUCCAACGAGCAGCAUCGAGAAGGCGACAAAAGCUUUCCGGGACAACCUCAAAAAAGGAGCGAAGAAUGUUUUUCAGAAGGGAAUUUCAAAUCUCUGCAGGUCCAGCUCUUCAUCUUGGAAGCAGGCACUUACAAUCAGCCCGAACUCUCUCUCCAGCUUGCAAAAGGGCUUGGGAGACGCAUUGAAUGCGAUUUGCGACAUCGCAGACAAGUUGUCUCCUGAAGUACGCUCGAUGCCUGAAUGGCAGCAGACUGAGUGGCAGCAGCCGAAGAAGCCCGAGCAAAAGAAAGGUGGAAUGUGUCAAUGUGAUUUGUGGCUCACGCCACCAAGAGUAUUCCGGUCUGGCCCUCCAUUGUCCUUACAGUCACAAGAUUGCUCGCCAGCUGAGAUUGGUAAGCGAAUAAGCCCCAGUGGUUGGCAGUUUGUCGGUCACAUGGUGUUUCAAGAUGAACUGAGUUGUUUCUUACAAGACGUCGAGUGUGUUUGCAAGGAUAUCUCGGUAAAGAUCAAGCAAAGGUGGUUCACAUCAGAAACACGCGGAACGUAUCUGUCUUGUCGACCUACGACUGCAGUUGGGACUUCAGCUUCAAGCAAAGCGGUGGGCGAGACCAGCGGAUCCGACGGACCAAGCGACGUUUUCCGUAAGCUAGAACUUAUUUAGAUUACGUUCGUUGAUCUCGCGCUUCAACUCCAAAACAGUAUUUUCAAUUUCAGUCACUAUUCUCACA
This is a messenger RNA of Protomyces lactucae-debilis, 1418 nucleotides long. RefSeq lists its product as uncharacterized. The record is from RefSeq and is a predicted model, not a curated record. NCBI's taxonomy places the organism in Eukaryota, Fungi, Ascomycota, Taphrinomycetes, Taphrinales, Protomycetaceae. The transcript has a single exon. The coding region runs from base 296 to 1351 and encodes 351 amino acids.